AUGAAGCCAGGAUCUCGAGGGCCAUCCGGAUCUCCUCAGUCUAACCCUAUCGGACAUCAUCCAGCCGGAAAGCAAAGCCCAAGAAAAAGAGACCGGAGCGAGCAACCACCCCUUUCAACGACGACAUCAUCAGCAUCGUCCUCCUUUUCCAGCGUUGACUCACCCCAGACUCGCUGUGUGAGUACUAGAACUGGCCAAUACAGUUGUCAGAAACCCAACCAGGCGACUUCGAGAUUACACACAGGGAGAUCAACAGGCGAUGAUCGAAAGGCCCCUUCUUCGCAGAUCGAACCCCAAACACAAACACAACGAGAGGUCGCUCAGGCCGUUAGCACAUUCUAUCUACGCCAGAGAGAGCUCUACAAUCCCCUUGUGGGCCAACAGGAGGAAGUGAGCGACAACAUGCCUCAGCCUGAGCGCAACCCACAACAGAGUCUCCCAAAGCUAGUGCCCCGGUCCCAGCAAACUUCAAACCCCGGGGCGCAGAAUGUUGCGGCCCCGCACAUCCGGGAUGUUCGAGCAGAAGUACAAGAUCCAAAGGGGAGAAAGGAGAUCUUUGAGAGGGAGCUCCAGAGGUUGUUGACAUCGAAAACAGAAACUAGAAAGGCCACCGACUUGUCCAAGACAGCAGAACAAUCGAGCAGGCAAGCCCAGGGGACAUGUCAGACGCGGGGGGGAAUGCUGCCAUCCAGGCAUGCGAAUCCCGUCGGCACCAACACUACUCGUGCUCCAGGUCAAAUUUCGGCCAUGGGCAGGAAUGCUUCAAGCACUAGAAGUGGUGCUUCCAGCGAGACUUAUGAUCCGUUCGGCACUCUGGAUACAACAGAAAUCGAGAUGAUGCACGAAUUGAUACUGAAGCAUAAACCUAGUAAAGAUAAAUGA
Messenger RNA from Endocarpon pusillum Z07020, 882 nucleotides. RefSeq lists its product as uncharacterized. The record is from RefSeq and is a predicted model, not a curated record. The coding region runs from base 1 to 882 and encodes 293 amino acids. The transcript has a single exon. NCBI's taxonomy places the organism in Eukaryota, Fungi, Ascomycota, Eurotiomycetes, Verrucariales, Verrucariaceae.